AUGUUUGUACGCGAUUUGGUUUGCCGCGCUACUGAAAAAGUUAGUGACAAGCAGCCUGUCGAGCAAGUUUAUUCUGAGCUAACUGUUUUUAACCAGAAACCUGAUUUCACAAAAGAAUCAUCAGUUACUUCUGAGGAAAUAGAAAUAAGUUACAUGGAGGAACCUGAAAGUUAUGUGAGAGAUGAAGAGGAUUCCGACUGUUCUGUACGAGAUAAAGAUUAUGUGCUUGAGCAAGAAUCUUCUGAUAUAGACCAUUAUGAAGAUGAUGUGCCCACAGCGAAUGAAUCGGAGAUUGAAACUAAAAAAAGAAUGAGAUGGGGAAGUUCUAAUCGAAGUAAUUGGAAAAGAGAAAAAGUAAAGCGUCAAAAAAUUGAAAUGAAAAGGCCAAAAGACAUAGAUUGCUCCAGAUGCCGCUUUAAAUGCACAGAAAAAAUUGUGGCAGAAAAUCGAACUGCAAUUUGUGCCAUCUAUUGGGCUUGUGAUUUCACACGCAGAAAAGAUUUUAUCUUGAACAAUGUUGAGUGUCGCGUCCCCGAGAGACGUAGACAAAAAACUGAAGGAAAAAAGAACCUUCGGGUUAAUUCCAAAGCUUACUUUCUUUCUCCUAAUGCCGAAAGAAAAGUCAGGGUAUGUAAUUUUUUUAUAAAAACACUCUGCAUUAGUAAGGAAGUAGUGGAACAUGCUUUUAAUAAAAAAGGAACCGGAGGGUUAUAUACUGGGGGCGAUCAAAGAGGCAAGAGAGAACCACACAAUAAAACAAAAUCUAAAGAUAUAGAAAACGUUAAAAGGCACAUUGAAAGUUUUCCAGUAUUAGAGUUGCAUUACUCCAGGAAAAGUACUAAACGACAAUACUUAGAUUGCAAGUUAACUAUUGCCAAAAUGCAUUCUCUUUAUAAAGAAAUUUGCAUAAAAGAUGCCUGCAAGCCAGUAUCACUUAUAACAUACCGGAGAAUAUUUUGUCAAAAUUACAACUAUUCUUUUUUCAAACCAAAAAAAGAUCAAUGUCAAAUUUGUAUGUCUUACAAAUCUCACGUUUCAGAGAAAUCGACAGAACUGGAAAACAAAUAUCAGAAUCACGUAGCAAGGAAAGAAGACUGUAACGCAGCAAAAGUGAGAGAUAAGGAAAGGUCUUUGAAGGAGAAUAAUUUUGUUUGUUGUACAUUUGAUCUACAAUGCGUGUUACAAAUUCCUAAGAGCGACGUGAGUCCCAUGUACUAUAGCCGAAAAAUCUGCACGUACAAUUUGACUGUAUAUGAAUUAGCGCCACCAAACAAUGCUUUCUGUUAUUCAUGGACAGAACUAAAUGGCAAAAGAGAACAGCUGUCAAAAUUGUUGAUCAAGAACAAACUAAAAAAUACCCUUGGCGAGAAAGUUAAUUGGCUGAAAGUAAAGUGCUUUAAAUACUUAAAAUCCAAACCAGGAAUGCUUCUAUAUAGAUACGAUCACACAUCUGAAUACAAGGAGAUUUUUGUGUUGGCAAAAGGAAAAGGUCGUCCAUCUAAAAUAACUGACAUGAAGAUAAUUAAAGCCUACACCAAGGUUCGCCCAAUUAGUUUAAAAAAAAAACAAGAUCUAUUAAAAUUGUGCAAGGGUGAAGAUCCCCCAGUUCCUGAAGAGUUCCACCAAUAUUACAAGACUUUACCUGUUCUUAAAGAGAUAGAAGACACCAUUCCAGAACCUUCAAUUGAAGACAGUGACAUGGAAAGCGGAAAGGAAGACUAG
This is a messenger RNA of Brassicogethes aeneus, 1722 nucleotides long. NCBI's taxonomy places the organism in Eukaryota, Metazoa, Arthropoda, Insecta, Coleoptera, Nitidulidae. The record is from the annotation of a GenBank genome assembly.